This is a messenger RNA of Ornithodoros turicata, 861 nucleotides long. RefSeq lists its product as uncharacterized. The record is from RefSeq and is a predicted model, not a curated record. The transcript has a single exon. NCBI's taxonomy places the organism in Eukaryota, Metazoa, Arthropoda, Arachnida, Ixodida, Argasidae. Bases 1 to 861 code for a protein of 286 amino acids.
AUGAAACACUGGUGCCGAAACCCGGGAAGAGGACAUUCCAAGGCCUGCAGGAUGAUGGAACCGCAGGAACAAGCCACGAAGUCCUUGCUUUUGUCCAAGAGGAAAUCCCUUCGUCAGCGGUUGACAACCGUGCUCAACGAGGCCGAACGCCUGCUCGAGACGACCGAUGUUCCCGCUGACCAUGCUGGCCGUUGCGAGCUACUGACCAAACGUAUCAAGACGUUCGCUACUUCUCUGGACGAAGUUGACAGAAAUCUGGAGACCUUGUUCACCGUUGAACAAGCUGAUGCCGAAUUUGACAAGGUAUUGGAAUAUCAGGACCGCGUAGCCUCGAUAUCAUGCUUAUUAAGGAGGAGCCUUGUGCCUCAGCCCAUCGCCCAGGCCUCGACGACCGCGGCUACAGUCCAGACCUGUGCUGCUGCGCCACAGGGAGGUACUGGUCAUACAGCGUCGGGAUCCAUUCUGAGCUCUACUCGUCGUCCUAAUUUGCCGAAGCUAGAGCUCAUCAAGUUUGACGGCAAUAUGGAGAAUUGGCAGGAGUUCUGGAUCCGCUUUGAGUCCAUCGUGCACUGUAAUUCAUCGUUGUCCAACAGUGAAAAGAUGUCCUAUUUGUCGUCUGUCCUCAAGGGAGAAGCCGCAGCUUCCGUUAAAGGGCUUCAACUUACAGGCGACAUGUAUGACACUGCGGUCAAAAUGCUACAGGAUCGAUUCGGCAAUCCAGACUCGCUCAUGCAGUUCCAUCUGAAGCGACUGUUAGCCAUUCAGGAGGUUCGUUCGACCCGAAACGUCUCCGAACUUAGACGUCUGCAUGACACAGCGCGGCGCAUAUCCGAAGUUUGGAAGCGUUGGGAACUGGAUUGA